AAAACAGCUGCUGCGCGCUUUUUAGAAUUUCUUUGUAAUAAAACUAUUUGUAUUACAUUUUAACAAUACAAAAUGAAAGCUAUAGUACAACGAGUAUCUGCUGCAAAAGUAACCGUUGGCGACGAAUUAAUAAGCUCCAUAGGACGUGGUCUAUGUGUGCUUGUAGGCAUAACGCACUCAGACACAGAAAAGGAUGUGGAAUAUCUUGUACGCAAGCUACUCGCUCUGCGUCUAUUUGAAGACACAACCGGUAAACGUUGGCAGAAAAGCGUUAAGGAUGAACAACUCGAAAUUUUGUGCGUUUCACAAUUUACGCUCUAUCAUCGCCUUAAAGGGAAUAAGCCUGAUUUUCACUUAGCCAUGCAAGGUGACACUGCUCAAAAUUUAUAUAACAAUUUUCUGAAGCGUUUGGAAAAUGAUUAUAUUGCGGCGAAAAUUAAAGAUGGCAAAUUUGGAGCCUACAUGCAAGUGCACAUACAAAAUGACGGUCCUGUUACUGUUGAGCUCGAAUCGCCCGUUGAGGUAGUGCAAGCUAAAAAACCAUCUCAAACAAAAUUAGAAAAUCCAAACAAAGAAACACCAGUUGAGUGCACUUCAACAGAGGUGGAUAAAUAAAGCGAAACAAAAAUUAAAUAAAAUUACGCGAAAAAUCAA
Anastrepha obliqua is the source of this 654-nucleotide messenger RNA. RefSeq names its product D-aminoacyl-tRNA deacylase (gene Dtd). Gene Ontology annotation, cellular component: cytoplasm. Lineage: Eukaryota; Metazoa; Arthropoda; Insecta; Diptera; Tephritidae. The coding region runs from base 73 to 615 and encodes 180 amino acids. Gene Ontology annotation, molecular function: D-tyrosyl-tRNA(Tyr) deacylase activity. Gene Ontology annotation, biological process: tRNA metabolic process. The record is from RefSeq and is a predicted model, not a curated record. The transcript has 4 exons.